AUGUCGGGGAGAGGGAAAGGUGGAAAGGGGUUGGGCAAAGGCGGAGCCAAGCGGCACCGCAAGGUCCUUCGCGAUAACAUCCAGGGCAUCACCAAGCCGGCCAUCCGGCGCCUGGCCCGCCGCGGGGGCGUCAAGCGCAUCUCUGGCCUCAUUUACGAGGAGGUCCGCGGAGUCCUGAAGGUUUUCUUGGAAAACGUGAUCAGGGACUCGGUCACCUACACUGAACACGCCAAGCGCAAGACGGUGACGGCCAUGGAUGUGGUCUACGCCCUGAAGCGCCAGGGGCGGACCCUGUAUGGCUUCGGUGGUUGA
Messenger RNA from Carcharodon carcharias (great white shark), 312 nucleotides. Its product is annotated as histone H4-like. The record is from RefSeq and is a predicted model, not a curated record. Gene Ontology annotation, cellular component: nucleosome. Gene Ontology annotation, molecular function: protein heterodimerization activity; structural constituent of chromatin; DNA binding. Bases 1 to 312 code for a protein of 103 amino acids. NCBI's taxonomy places the organism in Eukaryota, Metazoa, Chordata, Chondrichthyes, Lamniformes, Lamnidae. The transcript has a single exon. Gene Ontology annotation, biological process: nucleosome assembly.